AUGACGGAGGAUGACGCCGGACCCUCCACCGCGGCGCUCGUGGUGGGGCGAACGGAGUGCAAAACGCUGCGGGACGAUCAGUUUGGGGUGGUUCGACGCGCGGAAUCUCUGAGCGACGACUUCUUGGUCGAUAACUUUGAUUUUAACGGUCUCGGGUCGGGUGGGGGGAAGGGUGGGGACGUCAUGGCGCGCACGCGCGACGGUAGGUUCUUCGUGAAGACGUUGAACGCGACGGAUGGGAAAUCUUUACUCGAGGAUACUUUUCUUCGCGCGUACGUCUCGCGGGCGACGACGGGGCAGAGUUUGGCGACGAAGAUCUACGCCGUGUUCGUCCAUCCCGAAUUGGGUAGAUUCGUCGUGAUGAAUAACUGCGUUUCGCCCAGGGUGGAGUCUUGGAGUCGGUUGUACGAUUUGAAGGGGACGGCGGACGAUAAGACGCUCGUGAAGGAUGGCGUCCCGGUUCCGCACGCGCACAAGAGAUUUUAUAACCUGAAUCUGAUCGUCCGUGAGUGGUUCUCGUGCUAUCGAGACGUGCCAGUGCCGAGACAGAGGUACAUCGCCGGAAAGUUCGAGGCGUUCGACGUCUCGCUCUUCAUGACGAAGGAUCAAAAGGAGGAAAUCAUGACGCAGUUGAGGAAUGACUGCGCCUUGUUUGAGACGCACAAUCUCAUGGAUUACUCCUUGUUGGUGGGGAUCCAGCGCGUGCGCAGGGAGGAUGUGGAGGAGGCGGUGGCGAUGCGCGACGGUGAUGUGCACAACAAGCCGUACGUCGUCGAGUACGGAGGUGAGAUAUUGAUUUUGUAUUUCGGCGUCAUUGAUUUUUUGCAACCGUGGAACGCGGGAAAAAAAGUCGCGCACGUCAUCAAGAGGUGCUUCGCCCCGUCACCCAUCUCCACCGUGAACCCAAAGUCGUACGCAAAGCAGUUUUUGGAUCACUUUGAGUUCAAGUUUAAAUCCGUCGGUUUCGAGUGGCUGAGAAACGGCGCGGGGCAAAAGAGAACGCCGCGCAAGAGCUCGGCGUCCAAACAGGUUCUGCGCCAGGACUCCUCGAACGCCGGCGCCGAAGAGUCGCCUUCCAUGCUCCAGCGACUGAGAUCUUCCGUCGCCAACGUCACCGCGUUCGCGACGGAGGAACCUUUGUGA
Messenger RNA from Ostreococcus tauri, 1143 nucleotides. Its product is annotated as Phosphatidylinositol-4-phosphate 5-kinase, core. Lineage: Eukaryota; Viridiplantae; Chlorophyta; Mamiellophyceae; Mamiellales; Bathycoccaceae. The coding region runs from base 1 to 1143 and encodes 380 amino acids. Gene Ontology annotation, molecular function: phosphatidylinositol kinase activity. Gene Ontology annotation, biological process: phosphatidylinositol metabolic process. The record is from RefSeq and is a predicted model, not a curated record. The transcript has a single exon.